This is a messenger RNA of Saprolegnia parasitica CBS 223.65, 1503 nucleotides long. RefSeq lists its product as hypothetical. The transcript has a single exon. The record is from RefSeq and is a predicted model, not a curated record. NCBI's taxonomy places the organism in Eukaryota, Oomycota, Saprolegniomycetes, Saprolegniales, Saprolegniaceae. Bases 1 to 1503 code for a protein of 500 amino acids.
AUGGCGGUCGUGCAAAGCAACGUCCUUGUCGAUAUCAUACACUGCUUGGACUCGACCAGAGACGUCUUAUCGCUGCUUCAGGCGCUCCCACCCGCUUCGCUCGAUGCGCCGCUCGCUGCGCUCUGGACACUCUUGGUGACACCCGAUGCCUUGGACGCCAAGCACUGGCCGCAGGUUUGCGUGGAAGAGAUCGAUCGCCGCUACACCUCUAUCGUGCUUGCGGCGCUCCCACUCUUUCGCUCGAUUCGCAUCAAGAGCAUUGUGAGCCUCAAUGCCACGUUGCUUGACGCCCCCAUCGAGUAUGGUACAUGGUCUCGUCCCGCAACGGCCGAUUUCGCCGCCAAGUGGGGACACAAAAUCGAGUCCAUCGAAGUCAUGCCGUGUGAAGAAGGGCGAGGCAUGGACGAGAUGCGCCGAAUCCUUCGACGCUGCACGGGGCUCCGUCGCAUCGACUGCAUCGUCGACGAGUCGAACGCGACAUUUUUGAAUGCUGCUGUGCAAGCAGUGCCGCACGUCCAACGCAUUGUCUUUUUGUCGACCUGCUUGUUUCGUAGCGAACACUGGCGACCGGUCCUUUCCACGUGGCUCGCGUCUGGCCACGCGACGCACCUCCAUCUCGAUAUUUUUACGUGCGACGACGACGUGGAAAUGGGUCAUGACAUCGCCGCCACGACGUCGCUCACGAGCCUCAAACUAAACGACUCGCCUGGUGUCGUCCAAGGACUUGUCGACGCAAAAGUGCCCCUACCCAACAUCACCGAGCUCCGUCUGCAGUCGGCUCGGUCGGAUAUCCUUCGAAACUUUGUGACACACCGAAUUCACCACCCACGUCUUCGCGUCCUCGAGCUGGCGUCCAAUUAUGACGCCAGCUGCACGUUUGUCUUGCUGCUACUGCCGCAGUUGAGUGCUCUGGAAGAGCUGACGUUCCAUCAGUGCAAGCUACGCGACGUGCCGGCCCUGCAAAAAACGCCGACACCACGUCUUCGUUUGCUUCAUUUGGCCAGCUGCGACAUGGACGACAAUGUUCUCGUCCGUCUUCUGGAUUGGGCCUCGCGGUCCCCAAGCCUCGAGACGGUCGAGCUCGCUCUGUGCGACCUGCCGUGGCACGAGCCCGAGCUAGGACGCUUUGUCCGCAGCCUUCAGAAGUGUAUUGCGGUGGGCGCAAGCUCCAUCACUAUCCACGCCUUCAGUUUGCGUUGCGUCAAGACCAUCGCCGAAGUGCUCCGGAAUUUGCAUCCGACGACACCGUUUGUCCUCAAGAUCGACGUGAUGCAAAGCGAAUGCUGCGAGCCGCUUCUGGAGGCGCUCGCCACGUGCACCGGCGUCAGCAUUGAGUGGUCGUUUUUAGGAGGUCUCGCGCACCGUGGUUUCGUCAUGAUGCACAAGCUGGCAGAGUCGCUCGAGCUACACAUCGAAAGGCACGCCCAGGAUAUGGUGCUCAUUUAUAGCCCUGUGUUUCCACGAGAGACGACAACCUCAACGAGCCCGCCACACAUCUUUUGA